Messenger RNA from Vombatus ursinus (common wombat), 1378 nucleotides. RefSeq names its product centromere protein J-like. The transcript is spliced from 7 exons. The record is from RefSeq and is a predicted model, not a curated record. The coding region runs from base 380 to 1378 and encodes 332 amino acids. Lineage: Eukaryota; Metazoa; Chordata; Mammalia; Diprotodontia; Vombatidae.
CCCAGUGCUCCUGCCCCAGAUGCAAAGCAGUUAGUUCUCAAGCUUUGUAACCACAGAUCUAUUUCAAAAGGGCCAUAGGGCCAAACACCCCACCCUUUCCAGUCCAUGGGCACUGUUUAUGGUUACUGUGGUUACUAAAGCAGAGGCAGCGGUGGAAGGGGAGGGAGGCUUCAAAGGAUCUCAGUAAAAGCAAUCAGCAAGGAUGUUCACUGCAUUUGACAUGUUCCCCAAUAAACCAUGUCCUGAAACGAAGGACUUCUUGCUACCUACUUCCCAGUAAAGAUUCAGGAGGCGCUGAAGUUUCAGUCUGAGUCUGAGAACUGCAAUUGGGCAGAUGCAGCUCUGAUUGUGGAAACUGAAAUCCUCUUCAGCAUCAGUGAUGUCUAAGGACCCCGUAACCAAGUUGGCUGGCACAUUCCCCCAAAGCAAACUACCCCUUCCUAAUAAGAAUUCAGGAAAAGUUAUGUUCCCUUUGUCCUUGAGUAUGAAUGAAAGUGUGCCCAACACCUUCACUGAGCAGCUGGCACCCUUAUGUUACUCAACAAACUGUGACUUGGCAGUGAGGAACACGGUUCCAGAGGAGGAAGCAAAGCCAAGUCAAGAUUCUGAUGAUGACCAGCAAUCGAACAUUUUGGCCAACUCAGUCUUACUCUUUCCUUUAAUGACAUGCAGCAGAAAUCCAACUGGGUACCUUCAGGCCACAAAAGUAAGUGGCCCUUCAGAGACACUGCCUUCUGCUCCCCAAAUUCCAGGAGCACAGGAACAGGUGUUGAAGCAGCAAAUGGAGCAGCUACAAAGAUUGGUGGCAGAACAGCAGAGGAUUAUCACACUGUCCCACUCAGACUUUCCAUUUUCUACUGGAAUGCCUCCCCAUUUACAGCCUGUGUCACCAAGUCUUGCUUCAUCUCUUGUAAGGACAGAAUUGGAGAGUUCUUCACAAGUCCCAAAUCAUGGAAAUAAUCCCAAAAUAACGAGCCAACCUCUUUUAAUGGUGAAUUUGCCAACAUUAUAUUCAUCAUCCAAUAGGUCCUCAGGAAAUCCAGAAGAAGGAAUAGAGCCUCAAUUUCCAGAUGAUAACUCAGGAGAGGAAGAAAUGCACCAAAAAAUGUUGUCUCCUAUUAAAGAAGAUAAGGGUGAGCACACUGAUAGCCAAAUUCCUCUUUCUCCUUUUGGAGUAAGGAUACAUUCAAGAACUAGAAACAUAAAAGAAAGGCCUAUCAGGCCAGCAGUUGGGAUAAGGCAGAAGACUUUUGAAGAAUUUGUUGAGAAACAAUUUGAAAUUGAUUCUCAAAGAGCAGAAAACCAACUCCAGCAAUGCAAGCGACUGUGCGGCUAUCCACAGAAGAUGUCCUUGUUUAGCAAUCACAGGGGGGAAUAA